Molecule: messenger RNA, 1293 nt
Organism: Spinacia oleracea (spinach)
Lineage: Eukaryota; Viridiplantae; Streptophyta; Magnoliopsida; Caryophyllales; Amaranthaceae
Product: vesicle-associated protein 1-2-like
Exons: 8
Coding region: 188-883 (231 amino acids)
Biological process (GO): endoplasmic reticulum membrane organization
Cellular component (GO): endoplasmic reticulum membrane; plasma membrane
Source: RefSeq, a predicted model, not a curated record
ACACUCUUGACACUGUUCCACGUCUCCUCUGUCUCUCUCUCGUCUCUCCUCCCUCUUUCUCUCUCCUCUAACACUUGUAAUUUCAAAACCCAAUUUCUUCAUAUUUCACCACUUUUCAUAGAUCGUUUUCUAAAUUCAGGUGUGAAUUUCACUUUGUUUUUUCUUUUUCUGGGUAAUCUCUAAGAAAAUGAAUUCAGGGGAAUUUCUCAGCAUUCAACCCCAAGAACUUCAAUUCCCAUUUGAGUUGAACAAGCAGAUCUCUUGUACCAUGCAAUUGACCAAUCUUACUGACAGCUAUGUUGCUUUUAAGGUGAAAACAACGAAUCCUAAGAAGUAUUCUGUACGGCCAAAUACUGGGAUAGUCUUGCCACAUUCCAACCAUGAUCUCUUAGUGACAAUGCAAGCACAAAAAGAAGCACCUGCUGACAUGCAAUGCAGAGACAAAUUUCUUCUUCAGAGUGUGAUUGCCAGCCCUGAAACUACCAUUAAGGAUAUCACUUCUGAUAUGUUUAACAAGGAAUCUGGGAAUCUUGUUGAUGAGUGGAAAUUGAAAGUCUCUUACGUUUCACCACCACAACCACCAUCAGCUGUACACGAAGGAUCAGAUGAAGGUUCUGUGUCAGACAAUGGGCACAUGGAUACUUUUUCAGCUGCUGCAAUAACCCAUGUUGAGCCGGAAGAUGAUUCACGUCAGGUGAACGCUACUAUUUCUAGGCUGUUGGAAGAGAAAAACUCUGCCAUUCAACAAAAUAAUAAGCUGCAUCAAGAAAUGGAUCAUAUGAGGCGCGAAAUAAGUAAAAAGCGUGCUACUAUCCCAUUCAUGUAUGUCAUCAUUGUUGGGGUUAUUGGCAUAAUGCUGGGAUAUCUUGUCAAGAGAAUAUAAAGUUAAAGCUAUGUGGAGGCUUCAAGUUAAAGCUGCUUAUUCAGUUAUCAUUAUCACUUUAAGAAGAAGCUGACCAGGAAUUUUGGUUUGAUUUGUCUGAUAUGAGCAACUGGUCGGUGUUAGUUCACGUUCUUUAGAUUUUGCAUUUCAAUCAUAUUAUCAUACACAUCAAGUUGUACAAUUAGAUAAAAUAGUUAAACGAUGAUUAACUUUGUCAUUAAGCUGUGCAUUUCUUUGCUAUUACUACAUUGUUUGCUACAAAAGCACCAAAACAUGUACACUAUCUUCUCUCUUUCAUGUUACAACAUUGUUUGCUACAAAAGCAUUAAAACAUGUAUGAUGUAUCUGCUCUGAAGGAGUAUCAUCUCUGCAUUCAAUAAAUACUUCUCAUUGUUGUCCAGAGACUGAAA